AAUUUAAAAGAAAAAUUGCUGAAUGACAAAAUGGAAUCCAGGAACUUGGCAAUAGGGAUAGUCCUUUCACUUCAGAGUGCACUAGGAAUUCUGGGAAACUUAUCUCUUCUUUUCCAUUAUCUACGUCUUUACUACAAUGAAGGCACGUUAAAGACCAUAGACUUCAUCCUUAUGCACGUGUUCAAAGCCAACUCUUUGAUCAUCUUCUCCAAAGGAAUGCUACAUAUAAUGGGAGCUUUUGAGUGGAGUCAGUUCUUUAAUGAUAUUGCGUGCAAACUUAUUUUAUAUAUUCUCAGACUUGGCAGGAGUAUGUCUAUCAAUACCACCUGUGUCUUGAGUGUUUUCCAGGCUAUCGCCAUCAGCCCCAGGAACUCCUAUUGGAAAAAUAUCAUAGUCAGAACUCCAAGUUUUAUGGGUUAUUUAAUCUCCUUCUGCUGGAUUCUACACAUUAUGAUGAAUAUAAUUUUCCCAGUAUAUCCCUACACCACGAGGCAUAACCAAACCUUUACACAAACAAGAAAUUCUGAUUUUUGUUCCUCCUUUCUAGGUCGUGAUAAUAUAGCAGAAUUACUGUAUAUGGCAUUUUGGGUCUUACCUGAAGUCUUACUUUCUGUGCUUCUGGUCAUCUCCAGCAGCUUCAUGAUUGUCAUGCUGUAUAGACACAAGAAGCGUGUUCAACACAUUCAUAGCUCUCAUUCCCUCCCUAGAACCUCCCCUGAGUCUAGAGCCACCCAGAAUAUUCUAGUUCUUGUGUGCUUAUUUCUGUCUUUUUAUACCCUCUCUUCUGUCUUACAAGGCUGCAUUGCUCUUUCACAUAAUCCUAGUUGGUGGCUAGUGAAUGCCACAGCUAUCAUUUCUAUGUGUUUUCCUACUUUGGGCCCCUUUCUCAUGAUCCAUAAUAUCACUGUUUUCAGAUUCUGUUUAAGGAAUAUAAAAGUACUAUAA
Molecule: messenger RNA, 945 nt
Organism: Acomys russatus (golden spiny mouse)
Lineage: Eukaryota; Metazoa; Chordata; Mammalia; Rodentia; Muridae
Product: vomeronasal type-1 receptor 4-like
Exons: 1
Coding region: 31-945 (304 amino acids)
Biological process (GO): G protein-coupled receptor signaling pathway
Cellular component (GO): membrane
Molecular function (GO): pheromone receptor activity
Source: RefSeq, a predicted model, not a curated record